This is a messenger RNA of Branchiostoma belcheri (Belcher's lancelet), 1822 nucleotides long. RefSeq names its product NXPE family member 3-like. NCBI's taxonomy places the organism in Eukaryota, Metazoa, Chordata, Leptocardii, Amphioxiformes, Branchiostomatidae. The transcript is spliced from 5 exons. Bases 1 to 1440 code for a protein of 479 amino acids. The record is from RefSeq and is a predicted model, not a curated record.
AUGAUAGGGGAGAGCCACACCCCGCGCACGUUAAGGCGCACCGCACCUUACGAAAAAGAAGAGAAAUUAUUUUCUCCCGCAGUUUAUGUGAAACAGUUUGAGUUUACCUUAGGUUCUGAGUCUAUAGGACAAUAUUCAGUAGGAGACUUGGUACAUCUUGUUUUCUCUGCCAAAGAUAAGCGAAACAACACGAUAUCCAAUACCGGGGAUUUCUUCCGAGGGUCUAUCAUUAGUGCUGAAUCAAAGUCUGGUGCCGUUGGUAUCGUCACGGACCACCAGAACGGUACCUACACGGCAACGUUCCGACUGUUGUGGGAAGGGGAGGUUACCAUUAGAAUCCAACUCGUCCUUCCACGACAAACUAUUGAUGUCAUAGAAAAAAACAGACGCGAGGAUCCUUUCGAGAUCAAAGAAGAGAUGGUCACUUUCCAGAAAAGAUUUGCCGUGGGAAAACGUAACGUCGAUACCCAGUGUAACGUAGACCCGGUCAUCUUUAAAGACAGUCCAGUUUGUGACUACUCUGACCUGCAUGCUGGCGUGCGGUGGUAUUGUGUAAAACCUGACAACAUCUCCUGCAAUACUUCGGGAUAUCUCUCUAGGCUGAGGUACAAGAAAACUAAAUCCUUCGGCCGAUGGCUAAGUAGCGUCCCAUACUCUGUUUUCCAAACAGGUCGUGAUCCUUUGGCCAAUCGCAGUCGUUGUGUCAGAGGACUCGGGACUCCACAAAUAUCCGGGUUUUUCCAAGAUGGCGUCUGGAACUCUCUUGUCUGCAAGAACAGACAUUUCUCUGACAAAACAGCCUGGCAGCAAUGUCUGUCUGGAAAAACUUUACAUUUCAUCGGUGACUCCACCAUUCGGCAGUGGUGGGAACAUUUGGUUCGAAUUUUGGAGAUGAAUGAAACACGUUUUCCUGGCGUCAUCCACAACACAGGGCCGCUGCUCGCCCGUGAUUAUUUGAACAACAUAACGGUAAAAUUUCAAAUCCACGGACCGCCUCUUCGUUUUGGCUGGACUCAAGAGUUUCACAUCAAAUAUCUUGCCAACGCCGUUGAUGAAGUGAGUGGGGGACCGGGCGAUGUGGUAGGUAUAACAAUCUGGGCACACUUCACUUCCUUCCCUGUAAAUGUUUACAGAGAAAGAAUCAAGGCCGUGCGUGCUGCGAUAGAACGUUUGCUCCAAAGAAGCCCGGAGACUCUUGUGGUCAUCAAAUCUGCCAACACGAACACUGGCAAUAUGCUGUAUGAAGGAGACUGGCUAGCGCAUAGGUUGGACAUGGUAAUGCGGGAAACGUUUCGUGGGUUAAACGUUGUUCUUGUGGAUGCUUGGGAAAUGACGAGUGCGCAAAACUGGCACACAGAUAACCUUCACCCUGCUGAGGACAUCAUUGUCCAAGAGCUGGAGUUUCUUUGUUCAUUUAUUUGUCCCUGGCCUCCAUCUUGAACAAUCUCUCGCUGUUACGGGCUAGAACGGGCCUCAUUUAACUCGAGAGAAUCAUCCCCAUAUCCAGAACUAUUGAUUAUAAAGCAUAUAUUUAAAAAGACUGAGGACUACAUACCCUCAGAAUACAAAGUUUUCAGCACUUGAAAGUCUGUCCCCGAGAUGCACAAGGUACAUUCAACUCUUAGAUUGUUAGAAAGAUCGGACCUACAUUGCUACAUUGUUCUUGCUGCGUUCAGGCUCUAAAAUAACGGUUAAUCAACUUGACAAAACAAACCUGAUUCAAUAAUCACAAUUAACUCUUUAACGAAUUAAUAUCAAUAUCUGAUGGAGUGGAGUAUUUCUUUAAUAUCUAAUGUGGUUGUGAAAUGGUGUUUAAGCUUCA